AUGAACUUCGUGGGGCCCAACGAGUUCCAGGUCAAAGAGCAGGACCCACUUUGGAAGAAAUAUAUCGAGCAGUUCCAGAAUCCGCUUAUCCUACUUCUACUUGCUUCGGCUUUUGUGAGCGUCUGCAUGCGCCAGUUCGACGACGCAACGUCUAUCACUGUCGCCAUCAUCAUCGUGGUGACUGUCGCCUUCGUUCAGGAGUACCGAUCGGAGAAGUCAUUGGAAGAGCUUAAUAAGCUAGUGCCACCAUCAUGCAACUGUCUCAGAGAAGGGAGCCUAGAACAUUUUCUCGCUCGGAACCUAGUUCCGGGCGAUAUCGUCCAUUUGAACGUCGGUGACAGAGUUCCAGCGGACUUGCGACUCUUCGAGUCGUCGGAUUUGGCCAUCGACGAGUCUUCUUUCACUGGGGAGACGGAACCGGCUGUCAAGAGUGUCCUGCCAAACAAGGCAGCCGCUGGCAGGGUCAAUAAGGAUAACAUAGCCUUCUUGGGGACUCUUGUUCGCUGUGGGAAUGCUAAGGGUAUAGUGGUAAGCACUGGAGAGCGUUCGGAAUUCGGAGACAUAUUCCGCAUGAUGCAAGCCGAAGAGGCGCCGAAAACUCCGCUGCAGAAGUCCAUGGACACCUUAGGGGCGCAAUUGUCAUUGUAUUCCUUCUGUAUCAUCGGCUUCAUUAUGGUCACCGGCUGCCUGCAGGGCAAAGCCAUGCAAGACAUGUUCACCAUUGGCGUGAGUUUAGCGGUGGCUGCUAUCCCUGAAGGUCUGCCGAUUGUAGUGACGGUGACUUUGGCGCUUGGCGUUAUGCGUAUGGCGAAACGUAAUGCGAUCGUAAAGAAGUUGCCCACUGUGGAGACGCUGGGGUGUGUCAACGUGAUUUGCAGCGACAAGACUGGUACGCUGACAAAGAACGAGAUGACAGUAACGACGCUGUCGACAUCCGGCGGGCACAUCGCGGAGGUGUCGGGCUCGGGCUACAGCGCGCACGGCGACGUGCAGCUGCGCGCGUACAAGGGCCGCGACCUGCACGUGGCGCAGAUGGCGCUGCAGACCAUGCUCGAGGUUGGCGUUCUUUGUAACAACGCGUCGAUUCGCGACGAAGUUUUGUACGGGCAGCCCACAGAGGGCGCGCUGCUCGCAUGUGCCUUGAAGAACGGCAUGCAAGACAUACGGGAGCAAUACACGCGUCUCCACGAGAUACCUUUCAGUUCGGAAACGAAAAUGAUGGUUGUGAAGUGCGCGCCAAAAUUCGGGGACGGUAAACUGAAGGAGGAGGUGUUCGUGAAGGGCGCGAUAGAGAAUGUUCUGCCGCUGUGCACCCACUACAUCGACAGCUCCGGCAACUACGCACCAAUGACGCGCGACAAACAGAACGACUUCCUCUCCGAGGCUUACAACAUUGGAAGAAUGGGGCUGCGUGUAAUCGCGCUGUGCCGUGGCGCGUCGCUGCAGUCGCUGACGUACACGGGCGUGUGCGGCGUGUGCGAUCCACCGCGCGACAACGUGCGCGCCGCCGUGGCCACGCUGCGCCGCGCCGGCGUCACUGUCAAGAUGCUCACUGGCGACGCCAGCUGCACCGCGCGAGCUGUCGCUCAAAUGAUUGGAUUGGACGUGUUGCACUCACAGUCUCUCUCUGGCGACCAGUUGGACUCCAUGUCGGACGAAGAAUUGGAUAGGAUCAUUGAAACAGUGAGCGUAUUCUACCGUGUAACGCCGAAGCACAAGCUUUCGAUUGUUAAGUCGCUCCAGAGGCUUGGCAACAUUGUGGGGAUGACAGGUGACGGUGUAAACGACGGCGUGGCGUUGAAACGCGCAGACAUUGGCAUAGCUAUGGGUCGAAACGGUACCGACGUGUGCAAGGAAGCGGCCGACAUGAUCCUCGUCGACGACGACUUUGCUACAAUAAUAGCGGCUAUAGAAGAGGGCAAGAGCAUUUUCUACAACAUCCGCAACUUCGUUCGCUUCCAGCUAUCGACGUCCAUAGCGGCGCUCUCGCUUAUCGCACUGGCAACACUCAUGGGAAUACCCAAUCCUCUUAACGCCAUGCAGAUAUUGUGGAUCAAUAUUAUUAUGGACGUGAAUUUACGUUGGCAAAGUGAAAAAGCAAUGGCAGGAGGUAAAGCAAGGGCAAAAUUAUUACUGGAAGCUGCUGUCGGUCACCCUAUAAUAGAAAAAACUCGGAACAAUGAUGUUUAUAACGAUUAUAACCUCAAAACUGUUCAAAGAAAGCUAUGGCCUGCGUCACAUCUUCAAGAUGAAUGCAUCUACGGUUAUGAAAAUGGCGAGCCUUCAACCAGCGGCCAAAACACACGUUUUGAAGUUUGUUCUAUGAACACACCUUUCCCUAUAGAUGAUACAGAUUCAGAUAUUAUUGAGGAAUCCCUAGAUGAACCUAAACAUUCUACUGAUAGUAAAAAAGUGUACACCAUCAUAAAGAAUGUGUCCUCUGGCCAAAAUUACAAAGACUUUUCUUCGGGUAGUGAUAAUGUUUUCGUUCCGGAAAGCCCUUUAAGCUCUAGCUCUAGCAGUAUAAGAGAACAAUCCGACAGAACAAGGCAAGAGGACCAUAUCCCUACUAGGAACCAACACGAAAGUGAAGAUUUGGAAGAAAAUAAGAAGUCAAUAAAACGUAAGAUAUUCCCACCCAAAGAAAAUAAGUCAAAGAAACGCUCCCGAAAUGAACUGUCAUGGAAGAAAAAGUCUGCAGCUGUAGCUAGAGCAAAGGGAGAAGAAUAUAUGUCUUAUAAAGGAGUGAAAGUUCCGAAGAAAACCAUCCAGGAAGGGAUUUUAUGCCACGAGAAGUGCAGACUUAAAUGCUCUAGAUAUUUUAAAGUAAUAGACCACAAGUUCCCUGAGGUUGGCCAUUCUUAUUUAGAUUCGGAUCGUGAUUUUGGUAGGAUAGAAAAAGUCCUUAGGAAACACGAUACAGUUUAUGUUCCUGAACAAUACAGGAAUAUUAUAUGCAAAGCUUCUCGAAAUAAUACAGUCAUUGACAUGAGCGCACAUUUCAGAAAAAUUGGGCCGCCGGCGCAGUCGCUGGGCGUGGAGCCGGUGGACCACGAGGUGGUGCUGCGGCGGCCGCGCGACACGUCGCGCCGCAUCUUGUCACGCGGCCUGCUGCUGUCCGUGCUGAUCUCCGCCGCCAUCAUCAUCGCCGGCACACUCUGGGUCUUCAACCGCGAGAUGUCAGAUAACAAGAUAACUCCCCGAGAUACAACGAUGACCUUCACGUGCUUCGUGUUAUUCGAUAUGUUCAACGCUCUCUCGUGUCGCUCUCAGACCAAAUCCGUUUUCCAAGUAGGCCUAUUCUCUAAUCGAAUGUUUUUGGUGGCAGUGACUUUAAGCUUGGUGGGACAAAUGCUCGUGAUAUAUUUCCCACCGCUUCAACGAGUGUUCCAAACUGAGGCUCUCACCGGACAUGAUCUCAUAUUCCUAGUCUGCCUGACGUCAAGCGUGUUCAUAGUUAGCGAGAUCAAAAAGUUUAUAGAGCGCACGAUCAAGAAGCGGUCGCACGGAAAGUUUUCGACGAAGGCCCACGACGCCAUGGAUUUCGUAUGA
Molecule: messenger RNA, 3552 nt
Organism: Parnassius apollo (apollo)
Lineage: Eukaryota; Metazoa; Arthropoda; Insecta; Lepidoptera; Papilionidae
Source: the annotation of a GenBank genome assembly